AUGCCCCGGGAUUACCAGGCCGAGAAAGAAAAAUUCAAGACCUUUCUGCAGGAAUUCUACAAAGAUGAUGAACUGGGGAAGAAGAACUUCAAAUAUGGCACCCAGCUGGCUAACGUUGCCCACAGAGAACAAGUGGCUUUGUACAUUGACCUGGACGACCUGGCAGAAGAAGACCCCGAGCUGGUGGACUCUGUCUGUGAGAACACCCGCAGAUACACCAAUCUGUUUGCAGAUGCUGUGCAGGAGCUGCUGCCCCAGUACAAGGAGAAGGAGUUGGUGAACAAAGACUCUCUAGACGUGUACAUAGAACAUCGAUUAAUGAUGGAGCAGAGGGGCCGGGACCCUGCAGAGAUCCGGGACGCUCACAACCAGUAUCCAGCAGAGCUCAUGCGCAGAUUCGAGCUGUACUUCAAGGCUCCUUCCACUGCCAAAGCCCGAGUUAUUCGAGAUGUGAAGGCUGACUCCAUUGGGAAGCUUGUAACCGUGCGAGGAAUUGUCACCAGGGUCACGGAAGUGAAGCCCAUGAUGGUUGUGGCGACGUACACAUGUGACCAGUGUGGUGCAGAGACCUACCAGCCUAUCCAGUCUCCAACCUUCAUGCCCCUGAUAAUGUGCCCAAGUAAAGAAUGUCAGACCAACCGCUCCGGCGGUCGCCUCUAUCUGCAGACCAGAGGAUCCAAGUUCGUCAAGUUUCAGGAGCUGAAGAUCCAGGAGCAUAGCGACCAAGUCCCUGUGGGUAACAUUCCUCGCUGUAUGACAGUCUACAUCCGUGGGGAGAACACACGCAUGGUGCAGCCUGGAGACCAUGUCGGUAUUACUGGGGUUUUUCUGCCCAUGCUGAAGAGUGGCUUCCGGCAAGUAGCCCAAGGGCUGCUGUCGGAGACCUACCUGGAUGCUCAUAGGAUGGUGAAGAUGAACAAGACUGAGGAUGAUGAGCUGGGAACAGAAGAACUGAGUGAGGCAGAGCUGCGGCAGAUCACAGAGGAUGACUUCUAUGAGAAACUCGCUGCUUCUAUUGCACCGGAGAUCUAUGGACAUGAAGAUGUGAAAAAGGCUCUGCUGCUUCUCCUGGUGGGUGGUGUGGACCAUUCUCCCCGUGGCAUGAAGAUCAGAGGGAAUAUUAACAUCUGCCUGAUGGGAGACCCCGGAGUGGCAAAGUCUCAGCUUCUGUCCUACAUUGACCGCCUGGCUCCUCGCAGUCAGUACACCACAGGAAGAGGCUCGUCCGGUGUUGGUCUGACGGCUGCUGUGAUGAAGGAUACAGUGACUGGGGAGAUGACCCUGGAGGGGGGUGCCCUGGUCCUGGCAGAUCAGGGAGUCUGUUGUAUUGAUGAGUUUGACAAGAUGAUGGAUACUGACCGCACCGCCAUCCAUGAAGUCAUGGAACAGCAAACCAUCUCCAUUGCUAAAGCUGGUAUAAUGACCACGCUGAACGCUCGCUGCUCCAUCCUUUCUGCGGCUAACCCGGCCUAUGGAAGGUACAACCCCAAGAAAACAGUGGAACAGAACAUCCAGCUCCCCGCCGCCCUCCUGUCUCGAUUUGAUCUGCUUUGGCUAAUUCAGGACAAGCCUGACAGGGACAACGAUCUCAGGCUGGCUCAGCACAUCACAUAUGUCCACCAGCAUAGCAAGCAGCCGCCCUCUCAGUUCGAGGCUCUCGAUAUGAAGCUUAUGAGACGCUAUAUUACAAUGUGCAAGCGCAAGCAGCCAGCAAUCCCAGAAUCCCUUGCAGACUACCUGACAGCCGCCUACGUUGAGAUGAGGAAAGAGGCACGAACCAACAAAGACACCACGUUCACCUCGGCCAGAACCCUCCUGUCCAUUCUGCGUCUCUCCACCGCUCUGGCCCGUCUACGUCUGGAGGAUGUUGUGGAGAAAGAAGAUGUGAAUGAAGCUAUGAGGUUAAUGGAAAUGUCUAAAGACUCCCUACUGGGAGACAAGGGGCAGACAGCGAGAACCCAGCGACCCGCAGAUGUAAUCUUUGCCACAAUUCGUGAGAUGGUUCCAGAAAAGGGGCCACGCAGCAUCAAGUACUCGGAGGCCGAGCAGCGCUGCGUGUCCAAGGGCUUCACCCCCGCACAGUUUGUGGCGGCUCUGGAGGAGUAUGAGGAACUGAACGUCUGGCUGGUCAAUCAGGCCCGGACCAAAAUCACCUUUGUGUGAUGUGCGCCCGCAACAAACUGCCCCCCCCCCCCCUUCCAAAUCAGGCUGUGAUGGCCUGCUGCUUCUCACUGGACCCCGGUAUAUUACUGGACAGGUGUCUUUUAAUCCCCACGUUUCGAGGAGCGACUUUUGUAUGUUACAGAAUUAUUUCUCGUCUAGCUGCCAUUUGUCCUUUCUAUGGAGGCCAUUUCUACGCACACGGGAAUCGUGCUUUCCGGAGAAAGUUAAAUAAAGACUUUUUACUAGUAAAA
Molecule: messenger RNA, 2414 nt
Organism: Bufo bufo (common toad)
Lineage: Eukaryota; Metazoa; Chordata; Amphibia; Anura; Bufonidae
Gene: MCM7
Product: minichromosome maintenance complex component 7
Exons: 16
Coding region: 1-2163 (720 amino acids)
Biological process (GO): double-strand break repair via break-induced replication; DNA replication; DNA replication initiation
Cellular component (GO): MCM complex; nucleus
Molecular function (GO): ATP hydrolysis activity; single-stranded DNA helicase activity; single-stranded DNA binding
Source: RefSeq, a predicted model, not a curated record